AUGGACACUAAGUUGAAAGAACAAACACUGGGAACAGUUCAACUCCGCCACAAUGAAACUAAUGAAAUCAUUCUGGUACCCACGCCCUCAAAUGACCCCAACGAUCCUUUGAACUGGUCACCAACCCGCAAAUACUACAUUUUUUCGCUCACUUGUUUUGGAAUCUUCUUCGCCCAUGCCGUCAUUGUCGGGCCUGCUGUUGCCCUGGAGUUAAUCACUCUUGAGUUCUUUGGUCCUGGACCUGAAACUGUGUCAAACAACAUUGCUAAAGCAUCAUACCUUCAAACCGGGUGUUCACUCAUGAUUGGUGCGGGCAAUCUAAUCUGGGUGCCUCUUGCAAUCAAAUACGGCAGAAGGCCCGUUUACAUCGCGUCCUACCUUUUACUUACGGCAAGUUGCAUAUGGAGUGGAGCAGCGGCUUCUUUUGGCAGUGCACUUGUUGGCAGGCUCUUUCUCGGCUUUGCUUGUGCUGCUGCGGAAAUCGUCGCACCCUUGACAAUCACUGACCUGUUCUUCUUGCACCAACGCGGGCGUGCCAUGGUUAUCUACACAUGUUCCUUAUCUGCGGGUGUUGGUGUCGGCGUAGUGUUUUCGGGCCUGAUCACACAAACUUACAGCUGGAGGAUGAUAUUCUGGGUAUUUUCUGCCUUCGUCGGGACUUGUACGGUUCUAGUACUGUUUACCUUUCCCGAAACAAAUUAUCGAAGGCGAUAUAUAACGGAGGUAGAGGUAGUAUCAUCCAGGCACGAAUCCGCCAAGCCGUCUUCUCAGUGUCUUGAGAACCCUCCCUCUUCUUCACACACAUCAUCUCCAUCGACGUGGAAGACCUAUUUGGCGACUAUGAGAAUCUUCUCGGGGACUUACACUAGCGAGCCUCUACUGGCUCUGAUGUUCCGUCCGCUUGUCGCCAUUACUCUGCCAGCCGUGUUCUGGGCGACUUUGAUCAACGCAAUCACCACUGGCAUGAUCGUU
This is a messenger RNA of Colletotrichum acutatum, 972 nucleotides long. RefSeq names its product major facilitator superfamily domain-containing protein. Gene Ontology annotation, biological process: transmembrane transport. Gene Ontology annotation, cellular component: plasma membrane. The transcript has 3 exons. Lineage: Eukaryota; Fungi; Ascomycota; Sordariomycetes; Glomerellales; Glomerellaceae. The annotation marks the transcript as partial. Gene Ontology annotation, molecular function: transmembrane transporter activity. The record is from RefSeq and is a predicted model, not a curated record.